Penicillium concentricum is the source of this 3048-nucleotide messenger RNA. RefSeq names its product Glycoside hydrolase family 2 N-terminal. The transcript is spliced from 4 exons. Gene Ontology annotation, biological process: carbohydrate metabolic process. Lineage: Eukaryota; Fungi; Ascomycota; Eurotiomycetes; Eurotiales; Aspergillaceae. Gene Ontology annotation, molecular function: hydrolase activity, hydrolyzing O-glycosyl compounds. The record is from RefSeq and is a predicted model, not a curated record. Bases 1 to 3048 code for a protein of 1015 amino acids.
AUGGGAACGACACUUUUUCAAUAUUUGGCCGUGGUAGCAGCCCUACUAAUUGUCUCCACAGCCGCAACCCCAAACAAUGGCGAUGGAACCUUCAAGAACCCUUCCGCUCAAGUUCGGCCAUUCUUCCGGUACUGGCUGCCAGACGCUAGUGUUGACCCGACAGUCGUAGCGUCUGAUAUCCGCGCCGCCGCGGAAGUUGGCGCUGGAGGCAUCGAGUUCGCUGCUUACUUCGGGUACGGAGGUGAGAUUGGAGGAAGCCCACCCGGGUCGGACUGGGUGACAUAUGGGUUCGGCAGUGUGCCGUUCCAGCAUUUAUUGCAGGUGGCUUUGGAGGCUGCUAAGGAGAAUAGAAUACUUGUGGAUGUUGCGUUAGGGCCGAACCAAGGGCAGGGUGUACCUGCGUCUUCGGAUGAUGACGGGAUUCAAUGGGAUUUGGUGCCAUUCGUCCAGCCAGUACCAGUCAAUCAGACGAGGGAGCGUAUCCCAGGGUGGGGUGAAGGGGAACUUGUCGCUUGUGUCCUUGCCUCAGCGGAAAAGAAGACAAACGUGUCCCUGGGUGAUGGAUCUGGUUCCUUGGGCGCCACACCGCCACAGGGGUCAUACCUCGAGUUGGUUCUAGACGAGACUUCGCUUCAAGACAUUACCCACAAUGUGUCGCCAGAUGGAAUCUUCGAAAUACCUUUGUCGUUGUCGUCACACGAUUUUUAUGUCUUCUCCUUCUACCAGAAAAGGACCCUGCAUAAAGCCCUCGAGGUGAAGUCUAAUAGAACGGAUACGAUCCUGGCCAAUGGCUCGUUUGUGGUGGACCAUUUCAGCAAGGAGGGAGCCAGGACAGUGAUUGAUUACUGGAAUGAUCACAUCCUCACGGAAGAAAUACGACAACUUCUAGGAGACGUGGGAAACUACGGUUGGGAGGAUAGCAUGGAAAUUCGAUCCAACAUAUCAUGGACACCGAAGCUGCCGGACGUAUUGUACGACAAGUUUGGAUACCAUAUCGGGAAAUACCUCCCGCUCCUCAUGUUCGGUCAGAACAAUAUCAUGGCUCAAACCAGUAACCCCGGGGUGGUGAAAGCGGUCUUCAAGAACAACCAGACAACCGACAGAUACAUCAACGACUAUCGCUCCGUGCUGGCAGACGGGUAUGGGAAUUACUUGACCACGCUACGAGGAUGGCUGAACCAGGACCUUGGACUCCAAUACUCAACGCAAGUCUCGUACAACCUGCCUUUGGAUGCAUCAACGAAUAUACCAUUGGUAGAUGCCCCAGAGUGCGAGAGCCUGCAGUGGAAAGACAAUAUAGAUGGGUACCGACAGUUCACAGGUGCUGCAUAUCUGGCCGGGAAGAAUAUCGUAUCGAACGAGAUGGGGGCUGUUAUGUCCCGCGCAUACUCCCUGACAAUACCCGAGCUGCUUCAAAGCGUGAACAAGGCUUUUGCUGGAGGUAUCAAUAGGGUUGUUCUGCAUGGCCAGCCGUAUAGUGGGGACUAUUACGGCACUACCUGGCCAGGGAGCACGCCAUUCCAAUAUCUAUUCGCCGAUAUGUAUUCUCCAAAGCAGCCUUCGUGGAUGCAUGGGCUUGAUGAGGCUAUGGGAUAUAUUUCCAGAAUGCAAUUCGUACUGAGGCAGGGGAUUCCCAAAUUUGAUGUCGCUUUCCUCAAUAAGGAUUCCGCUACAGACCCCUAUUGGGCUACAAAAUACGGCCGGGAUGACCUUCUUGACGCUGGUUAUCUAUACACAUAUCUUUCUCCUGAUAAUCUUGAACUCCCGGAAGCCUCUGUCGACAAUGGCAUUUUCGCUUCGCAGGGUCCUGGAAUCAAAGCAAUCAUCGUCACGCAUGAUGCGAACAUGACUGUCUCUGCUAUCCAGAGGCUGAAAGAUUACGCGGCGAAGGGAUUGCCCGUCAUACUUUCCGGUGGUAGCGCACAGUACUACCCAACCUCGAACGAUGGGGGAGUUGAGGCGUUCAGGACAGGCCUUCAAGAGCUGGCCAAUGCAAAAAGCGUUCGGACCACAGGGAGCGGCAAUAUAGCGAAAGCACUCGUCUCGCAUGGUGUCUCUCCUCGUAUCAGAGUUCAGACAAAUGGCACUUGGCAUACUGCUUGGCGCGAGGAUAAGGAUACCCAGGUUGACUAUGCCUUCAUAUUCUGUGACGGAAGUGGUUCUCAUGGCAAAAUCGGAGUCACAACUGACAAGAUCCCUCAUUUAUUUAAUGCCUGGACUGGAGAACGCGAACCACUGGUGCAUUACAAGCGUCAUGCUGGUGACAUUGUCAUUCCCCUAACGCUGAAAGCCAACCAAACCACUAUACUAGCAUUCAGCGCCCAAUGUUUGGACGAUAUAUACACACCCUCUAUUCAUAUCGAGUCUGCUCCCAACUCGGUCCUUGGCUACCACCUUGACCACGAAGGCGGAGUCGUUGCCCAACUGGCUCACACAUCCAACAAGACUGCCCACAAGUUCAUACUGUCCGAUAACUCGACUAGAACCAUUCCAAAAACAUCGGUCAUCCCACGCUCAUUCUCAAUUCGGAACUGGAAACUCACGGCAGAGCGCUGGGAGGCUCCCGGGAACAUACAAAAUGCCUCUACCAUAGCAUCAUUCCGCAAUACAGCGCACCAUCUCACCUCUUUGAUUUCCUGGACGGAGAUCCCCGCCCUCGUCAACGCUUCUGGGAUUGGGCAUUAUAGUUCCCAAUUCACUUGGGACCACGGCUACCAGAACGGAAUUGGAGCUUACAUUACCUUCUCUCAUAUCCUCCACGCAGUUCAAGUUUUCGUGAACGGGGAAAAGGUGGCACCUAUCGACCCAACUACAGGAACUGCAGACAUUGGAGCCUAUCUGCGGAAUGGCGAGAAUGAACUGCUGGUUGUCGUUCCGACUACUAUGUGGAAUAAUCUAAGGAGUAUCUUCCCUAAAAUCACCGAGUCGGGUGCACCUCCAAAGUUAAGUCAGUUGGCAGCAUUGAUGGGCUUGCCUGAUAUCGUACCUAAUGGACUGGUGGGCGAGGUUUCUAUUACGCCGUACCUGUCGUUUGCGCUUGGUAUAUGA